UUUACAUUUGACAGAGCCAAGUAGCUACUCUCGAGGGGCUAUUUUGCAACUACCUGGUACUUGCUGCAUCUCCUGGUCUUCCAGCUAGUAACAUCUUUGUCGUCAGUCUGUCUGUAGCGGACCUAGUAGUAGCAGUGUACCCUUAUCCUCUCAUCUUGAGUGCCAUUUUCCAUAAUGGAUGGACACUGGGAAACAUUCACUGCCAAAUCAGUGGGUUCCUCAUGGGCUUAAGUGUCAUUGGGUCCAUUUUUAACAUUACAGUCAUAGCAAUCAACAGAUACUGCUACAUCUGCCACAGCCUCUGGUACAAUAAACUCUUCAAUCUGAAGAACACCUGCUGCUAUCUUUGCCUGACCUGGAUACUGACAGUGGUGGCAAUUGUGCCAAACUUUUUUGUUGGAUCCCUGCGAUAUGAUCCCCGGAUUUAUUCCUGUACCUUUGCCCAGACUGUAAGUACAUCAUACACCAUAACAGUGGUGGUUGUUCAUUUUAUAGUCCCCCUGUCUAUAGUGUCGUUCUGUUACCUACGGAUUUGGAUUUUGGUGAUUCAAGUCAAGCACCGGGUAAGACAAGAUUCCAGGCAGAAGCUAAGAGCAGCUGAUGUUCGGAAUUUUUUGACCAUGUUUGUGGUUUUUGUCCUCUUUGCUGUGUGCUGGGGGCCAUUAAACUUUAUUGGUCUUGCUGUCUCUAUUAAUCCUUUGGAAGUAGUGCCAAAAAUUCCAGAAUGGCUCUUUGUCCUGAGCUACUUCAUGGCCUAUUUUAACAGCUGUCUCAAUGCUAUGAUAUACGGGCUUCUCAAUCAGAACUUCCGAAAGGAGUACAAAAGAAUACUACUGACUCUGUGGGCUCCGAGGUUGCUGUUCAUCGACGUGUCGAAAGGUGGGUCGGAAGGACUGAAAAGCAAGCCCUCCCCAGCUGUAACAAACAACCACCAAGCUGAAAUACACUUAUGAAUCAGAGCAAUGCUAUGUAUUCUGGGGUACAGUUGUGUGUAUAUAGUAUGCAAAAGCUUUUCUACCUGCACAUUUUAAAAGCUGAUAUCACGGGGCCCAAUGCUGCCAGCAUUUACUCAUCCGAGAACUGGGUCCAUUUCUACACAUGGCAUCUGAGUGCCUUACUCACUCACAGAAGUACAGCUUUGAGUAAGGAUUUCCAGGAUGGAACCUACAGACUUUAUUUUUCACCACGUGCCUAGGUGACUUUGAUGCACUUGCCACACUGCUUCUCACAGAUGGUUAGUACCUAAGCAUUCAAAGUGCAUGUAGAUGCAGUUGUAGUUGAAACUAUAAGACCUAGCAAAAGAGCCCUCUAUUUUGAAUUUUUUUCUAAUUCCAUCCUUUUAGCAUUAAGUAAUGCUGAACCAAACGUACAAGAUCUGAGCUAUGAACUGCAUGACUAACUUUGUACCUUUUUAGGUUAGUUAGAUUAGUCGGUAGUCACAUAAUAUGGGCAUGAUGGCUUGCACUGUCUCUUUAGUGUUUUAGUAACUAGCCAGUAUGAGAUGCAAGGCAAAAGCACUGUUUUUGAAUCUAUACAGAUGUUGAGUACACUUGCACUUUCUUUUCCAGGCCGUGAACAAGAAUACAACAAGUGACCUAAUCUAAUUGCAGAAAGAGAUUCCGAGCUUAUUUCUAAUUUUAGGCAAUCUUCAGUAACGGCCUGCAUUCAUUCCAAACAUCUCUCAGAAGUCCCUGUCAUGUGAAUGUAAUGAAGUGUAACAGAAUCCCAUCCUUUUAAUUCAGAUGCCGACUUUUAAUAAAUAAAUAGAAAGGUGAACUCAGUGAAAAUAUUUGCACUUGCAGACAAAGGCAGAAAGAAAAGGGAACGUUCAUCCCAAACAUGUCUCAUCGCAUGUGCCCCAUUACAUGAAUGCAAUGAAAAAGGCAACUGGAGAGUUUUCCUUCUUUUUACUCUUGCAUGGAGUCACAAUAUGGAAAUGGGGGUGUGGAACCUAUGUAAAAAUAUUUACACGCCUUGAAAAAGAGUGGGAACAUACUCAUUUAAAGCCUGAGCUCUGCCCUUUUGUGAUUGCUGUCAAUGCACUGCAGUAUCGUGUAGGUCCGUGUUACAGGCGAAAUAUAUGCACAUUGGGCAGAGUUAAGGCUUCUUUAAUUGGUAGAGGGAUUUGUCUGCAAAUGUGAAAUUUUUUUUUUAACCCUUUAGACCAAAUUGAGUUCCUCCUUGAGAGGUCUUUUAAAAAACUGGUAGCAGAACAAAAAGUGAAGCAGUCCCAUUAAAUCAAUGGGAAAAACUCUGCUGUCAGUUAUAGGGUGUGCUUCAGUUCAAACCAGUAGAAUUAGGCUGGCUUUACAUGGGUGUAACAGCGACACCGAGCCUGCUCCUGUUGAUGUCAAUGGGAGUACGCUGUUGAUAUUGAUGGGGGCAGAAUCUGUCCCUUAUGGCAGUUUAUUUAUAUGACUAGUCUCAUUGGGCUAAAGACAGAAGGAUGUGACCAGGUCUCUUGUCAAAGAAAGGACCCAAUUCUGCAUUAAUGAAAUCUAUAUUUUUUGCCAUUGAUGUCAGUGGGAGCAGGAUUUGGCCCACAGGGCUGAUCCUCUGAGGUACAAAGGCCAAGAUUUUUCAAAGAUUUAGGCAUCUAAUGGAGAUGGGUGCCUAGUGGGAUUUUCAAAAGCACAUAAGCAGGUUAAGCACCUAAUUCUCAUUGACGUUAGUGGGAGUAGGGAGCUUAACCUGCUUACGCCCUUCUGAAAAUCACACUAGAUGCCCACCUGCGUCUGUAGAUGCCAUGAAUGCUUUCUGAGAGGUGCUGAACAUAGCUCCCACUGAACUCUGUCGGGGAGAGGAGUUGGGAGAAGUUGUUCGUUGAAGGACGAAGCCCAAAAAAUGUACACGGCACACCUUCUAAAUAAGCAAUACAGUGUAAGAAGCUGUUCUGUGGCAUGGCUUAUUGCAAUACAAAUUGUAUUUACAGGGGGCUAUGAUAAUUUGCUACUGCAUGUUUUCAGACUCCAACUUCUCAGCUGCUUCACAUGAUGAUUGUGUUUUAAAUACUUGAUACAAUUAUCUCAUAAUAGGAGCUAAAUCGAGUCAUGUUUUUAAAAAUUGGCCUUUGGCUCUUCAGAGUAUGGCCAAAUAAGGGUAUCUGAUGUGGGAAUUGGUCCUUUUCGCUUCAAACAAUACCCAUCUGAAUGGAUUUAUAUCCUUCUGUGCAAACAAAACAUUGAGUCAAACUUGGAUGCAAAAAGCACCAAGGAAUUCGUAACCGCAGGGUUGAGAGUUCAAGUUGUACUCACACAGCAAAUUCUGUUGCGCUGUGAUUAUCAUUUCAACUGGUUUGCAAUUAGUUGUUCAUUAGAAUCACAUUUGCAAAUAAUAUCCUUAAAAAGAAGCAUAUUUUGUUUAUUAAGACAAUCAUAUGGAAUCCUUUAAAAUUUGCCAAAUGUCUCCAAUUCUCCAUGCCCCACUACUGAGAUUUGAUCUCCUGGAUUCUUUCUCUUUGUAACAGAAUGUUCAGUGAAGGCCAUGUUGCUUUUUUUCUGAAGCUUACAUUUUGCACUGUCUUAUUCGAAACGCAUCAGAAAUAACAGCCAGUCAAAGUCAGAAUAGAACUUUUGAACACCAAAGACACUCCUAAGAUUUGGCUGCUUGGGAUAUCUGAUCUAGUCCUGUAGCAACAGGACUGCGUUAUGGAGCCCAAACUGCCUCAGUGGAACAGCACUCCAGGCCUGGGCUGUAGGAAUUAGAGGUGUUAUACUCCUAUGCAUCAAGAACAGUCACUGCUGACGUGAACUAGACAAUGUGACAGUACAAUAUUCUUGCUGCAGCCAUUGAGCACCCUCAGCUCACAGUGAGGUCAGUGAGAGCUGCAGGUACUCAAGGCCAUAUGGGGACAUGGUAGGAUCUACUGCACUGCAACUGCAGGUCCUUUAAUCGCCUGGGCAGCACCUGAUGAACACAGGGCCUGAUCCUGCCCCAUAAGAGUGGGAUUGGGUCCCUUAAAGGAACUUGGUGCAUCCUACAAAAUGUAAACGUCACUGUAGUGCAAUCAUUUCAGAAGCACUUUGCAUGUCUCGGUGUAAGUUAAGAUUGCCUGUAAAUGACCACAAUGAAGUAGCAGCUGUGGUUGGGACCUUGAGCCAAGCUGCACUGAAGCUGAUUUCUGCAACAUAAAGCAAGUUAAAAAUGGAGAGUUCAGCUUUGAGGGGAGAACCUGGUGCCAUGAUACCAUGAACAUGGUGCUUGGAAGUAUAGAUUGACUCUUAUAUUAAAUUCGUUUAAAAGUGCCCCAAGAAGGAGUUCCUUUGUUUGAAUUUCUGGUUGUGGCAGCCUAGAAGAGACUGCUAACUGAGUGCCAGGAGCUUAUUUGUUAACAUUUGUUUACUGGAAAAAAGGGAACUGGAUCUUAAAUUGGGGAUCCUGAGGAAAAGUUUGUGUUUCCCUAUUGGAAUCCAAAGUGGGGUUUUGAAAGUGAUCCCACAGCUUAGAAGGAACUGUCAGCUGUGGAUCUGGCCUUGAGCUUUGGAAAGUGAAGGUCAUAUUGGGAUCUCCCUUUUGCCAGUAAUAAACCAUUUGCUCUGGAUUAACCCUGGUGUCCCUAAAUACUGAAUUUGAGCCAUAAUUUUAAAAUUGCCAUAGUAGCCAUGAGUGAGAAUUUAUUGCCGUGACAGGAGAUGAAUCUCUUGCCA
Molecule: messenger RNA, 4646 nt
Organism: Dermochelys coriacea (leatherback sea turtle)
Lineage: Eukaryota; Metazoa; Chordata; Testudines; Dermochelyidae
Gene: GPR50
Product: G protein-coupled receptor 50
Exons: 2
Coding region: 222-953 (243 amino acids)
Biological process (GO): G protein-coupled receptor signaling pathway
Cellular component (GO): membrane
Molecular function (GO): melatonin receptor activity
Source: RefSeq, a predicted model, not a curated record